UGCGUCGAUGCUUGGCGCACAUUCUUCUUGUUGCUCGUAAAACGCAAAGGGCUCGACGCUACCGCGUGCACGUUCACGUCACUGACAUAUUUCUCUGUAAAGUCGGGACACCGCACUUUCGCAUGUCGCGUUCCGUCCGAACUCCGCUGCGAACAGGACCGAGCGACGCGACGCGAAGCGAGAGCAAGAAUCGCGGAAUCGAGAGACACACGCGGACGGGACGAGAGACGUCAGACCGACUCGAGAGAGCAAGCGUUAAAUAUAGGAUAAAAUCGUGUGUGCGACCUGAGAUCCACGAGCGCCUGACAGAAUGCGCAUACGACUAUGGGUAUACUCGGCGUCGUUUACGCCUUUGCCCGUCUGAAGUUGGCCACCGAUGGAUCGAACGUGUCAUUCUUAUAGAUAUUAUGUGCGCCAUGACUCAAAUUUCACACUCGCAUGUGUUGUUGAAGGGGAGUCGAGCGUGCGAAGAGAAUGACGGAUAGCCAGCAGCAGUUUUGCUUGCGGUGGAAUAACUUUCAGGCGAACAUCACGAGCCAGUUCGAGGCGCUGCGAGAUGAUGAGGACUUCGUCGACGUUACCUUCGCGUGCGACGGCAGGCGACUCCAGGCGCACAAGGUCGUCCUUUCCGCGUGCAGCCCUUACUUCAAGGAGCUGUUCAAGACAAAUCCUUGCAAGCAUCCAAUAAUUUUCAUGCGAGAUGUUGAGUUUGAACAUCUACAGUCGUUAUUGGAAUUUAUGUACGCUGGAGAAGUAAAUAUCUCGCAGGCCGAAUUACCUACAUUUCUACGUACUGCUGAAUCUCUUCAAAUUCGUGGCCUCACCGACUCCCAAAGUAAUCAACAUAACAAUGAAAAGCAUUUGAAGACAAACAACAUCCAUGCAUCAAAUGGCCGUGGUCUGAUCUCACCGAGCUUUGACGAUGAACGCAGUAGAACUCCACCACCUUCAAGCCCUCCACCACUGAAAAGGCUGUGUAAAAAAAGUGAUUCACCUCCAAUUUCUAGUCCAACACCCUCGAUACCGCCUUGUGCUACUAUUGCACCUCGCUCGCGUCCACUUAUCGAGCCUCAAGUUCAGCUCGAUUGUUAUAAAGAUCUCGAUAUUGUUGAGCCAAAAAUAGAAUUACCUGAAUAUGGCAGUGAUGACGAUUGCUCACCUAAACAGGAAGCUAAUACAUUACCCAGUGGAUUUCUUAGCUUGGAUAGUGGUAUGGAAGUAUUGCCAUCUUAUCCAUCAUCUUAUCAAGGAAACCAAAAUGUAGAAGGAGGAAUGCCAGGUCCAUCACAUGGGACUACGGAAUUAAAUCAGGAGCAGCAAGCUGACCUGCGUAAACUGCACUCGCUGGACCCACGCCCCUGUCCUGUGUGCAACCGCAUGUACAGUAACUUGUCCAACCUGCGGCAGCACAUGCGCCUCAUCCACAACCCUCAGAGUGUCACUUGCCCUCUAUGUAACAAGCCAUUCAAGACCAAGCUGUACCUGAAGCGUCACCUGGUCAGUUUCCACGACCUCAGUGUGGCAGACAGGCAACGACAGGAAGAAAUCUACCAACAUCAAGUUAAGGUUCAGGUCCAGGGACAGGGACAGGGACAAACGCAGGUUCAGGGAGGAGUUCAGACUCAAACUCAAACACAAGUUCAGGCUCAAUCACAAGCUCAGAUUCAAGCUCAGACUCAGGUGGAUAAUAAGGUGCUUUUAGCGGCUCCUGCUCCACCUUCUCGGGCUAUCACCGAGGAAGGUGGAGCUAGCGGUGGUGGUGGUGGCACCACGGAACCAAAGCUCAGAUCGUAUCAGGCCCAAGCUGGCGAUAAUGCUUACUCGGUAGAGGUGGCGCAGAUUAGUGAUUCAAAGCAUUUUGCUAGUGGGAUGUUGCAAUUCGAUGCUACGUAUCACUAAUGUGUACAGGAUGUUUAUUUAUUUUUUAAUCUAUUAUCUUGUGCCCAGUUUGUUGUAUCAUUUUGUGAUAUAGUAACAAAUCGAGUUUAUCUUUAUUGUUUAGUGAACUUGUGAUUCAAUAGGGAACGUAUCUUCAUAGUUGACCGACAAAUAGCUAGAAAUAACAUUACGACACAAGGCUGAUUCCGUAUUUAAUAAUUCAGGUUCUGUGCACAGAGGUGUGUAUGUGUGUGCACGGGUGUAAUUUAUAAUUUUAAAUCUUUUUGGGAAACGUGUAUGCAAUUCUUGUCGCACAAACACAAAUGGAGGACAAGAAAUCAAAUACGAUCGACAGUCGCGCACUUGUUUGUUUUCGUCCGUAAUAAGACGCCUAUAAAGAUCAUUCGAAUGAUCAUUCAUACGAAGGUCGACAAUGUAUAUAGGUUUGGGAGACUAGUUUACAUAUAAAGUCCCGUGCCUAUUCAUCGUAAAGAUGAACGCUGAUGAUGGGGGAGAGAACGACUAAAAUGCCGAAGGUGGAGCAGCCAUCCCACCUCGUACUGAUAAUUCUGCAGCCGGAUACUUGUUGUUUUAUUUAAUGCUAUACAGUGUUAUACAGACUACAGAUAUUUACAACAAUAUUAUAUUCUUACAGAGGAUUAUAUUUACUUUAUUAUUGCAACGCAAUGUGCAAUGACAUAGCUCGUACAUGAUAUAUUUUUCACAUGCAUACAUUGCAAUAUACAGCCAAUUGACAGCUCAACAGA
Cataglyphis hispanica is the source of this 2645-nucleotide messenger RNA. RefSeq names its product protein abrupt-like. Bases 475 to 1899 code for a protein of 474 amino acids. Gene Ontology annotation, molecular function: DNA binding; protein binding. Gene Ontology annotation, biological process: regulation of transcription by RNA polymerase II. The record is from RefSeq and is a predicted model, not a curated record. The transcript is spliced from 7 exons. Gene Ontology annotation, cellular component: nucleus. NCBI's taxonomy places the organism in Eukaryota, Metazoa, Arthropoda, Insecta, Hymenoptera, Formicidae.